Molecule: messenger RNA, 1071 nt
Organism: Trifolium pratense (red clover)
Lineage: Eukaryota; Viridiplantae; Streptophyta; Magnoliopsida; Fabales; Fabaceae
Exons: 3
Coding region: 103-834 (243 amino acids)
Biological process (GO): tRNA wobble uridine modification; protein histidyl modification to diphthamide
Cellular component (GO): cytosol; nucleus
Molecular function (GO): metal ion binding
Source: RefSeq, a predicted model, not a curated record
UUCAACCAAACGAACAACAGUGUUAAUACAAGAAAACCAAAUUAGCAGUUUCCCACUAUACAAAACUAACUGCGUGUGUUCGUUCCCUCAUCGCAAACUUCCAUGGCCGUUAUGACCACACUAACGGCAACAAUCGCCGUAACUUUCCUAGCGGCAGUAUUUCCAGCAUACGCCGGAGACACAAACAACGCAUUCUCUCCGUGCACAGACACACGCGUUCAGAGAUCCGACGGAUUCACGUUCGGACUCGCUUUCGCAUCAAAGGAUAAAUUCUUCUACAACAAUAACAAUAGCGUUCAGUUAUCUCCAUGUGAUUCUAGACUCUCUCUUUCUAAUUCCAACUCUCAGAUCUCUUUGUUUAGACCUAAAAUCGAUGAGAUCUCACUCCUCUCUGUUAAUUCCACUUCUUUCGUUGCGGACUCAUAUGGCUAUAUGGUUGCAUUUGCUGGUCGGAAAUAUGCAGCAAGGUCCCCUCCUGCUUUCGUUGCAAACAGUUCAUAUACUGUAACCAGUUUUACUCUCGUUCUUGAGUUUCAGAAGGGAAGGCUGCAAAAUUUGUAUUGGAAGAGAGAUGGGUGUUCUAAAUGCCCGAAAAACUCAAAAGCUGUCUGUCUUAACAAUCAGGAUUGUGCAAUACCAACAUCUACUUGCAAGAGCCAUGGAGGACCUGUGGAUUGCAGCUUAGGUAUACAGUUGGCAUUCUCUGGCACAGACAAACACCUCUCAGCUCUCAACUCUUGGUAUGAAGUGAAAAACCUUCGUCAAUAUUCACUCUACGGCCUUUAUUCAAAUCUGAGAAGCUCGCUCACUAGCCAGUAUGAUAAGUUCUUCUAAUAUCUUUAGUUCAUUUGUUAAUUUUAUUUGUUGCAUUCUGUUGUGAUUUACUCAUGUUUUUACUGUACCAACUUCCCUCCCACUUGUUCCUUUCUAAAUACUCCAUUUGUGAAAACCUAGAUUGGUUGUGUGUACAUUUUGUAUAUCAGAUGUUAUAUUUAUUAUUAUGCUGGAUACAGUCCUUAUGAAUCUGUAUUUAAAUGCGAUGAACUUUAUUUGAGAUGCCAAUUAAUGUAA